AUGACCACCUCGUACGAGUACGAUGACCUCGCCUUCCUUCGUCGGCCUCUGGUCCCGCAUGACCCGUACCCUCGCUUCCUGGAUCCACCCGGAACGGCAUUGCAGCGGGCCACCGCCAUCUUUACCGGCGGCGACUGGGCUCGCUCCCUCACCGUUCUCCCACUAGUUGAGCUAACGGCAGAAGCCGUGCCGGAUCGAGGCGGUUACCUCCGCCCGCCCCAUUGCCGCAACACGGUACGGUGGCAUGGCGCCUCCGACUCGGUGUCCUCCUGUCGACAGCUCCCUAUCGACACAUCGUCGGGUGUCGUGUGGGGUCCCUCCGCUUCCGAAGGAGGCGAGGCUCCCGUCAAACUAGCCGCCCUCCGACUCGCUCGCCUCAUUCCUCGGCUCCUUCAAGACGACAUCGCCGAGGCAUGGUAUCGGUGCCGACUGGCCGGUAUCCAGAAUUUGGAACCCGAGACAGCCCGAGGCAGCGACCCCGCCCUCCAUUGCGGCCACUGGAUGACCGUACACGACCAUCCCUCCUUGCCGAAGGAGUCGGAUCCGUCCAAGCUGUCGCCCGAGGCAGCCGAUGCCCUCGUACGGCUACUCAGCCUCCUCGCAGUCGCUGGAUCGCUCGCUCUGCAAGCCCUCCAAGUCGCGGACCUAGCUGCGGGCGUACGGACAGAGGAGUGA
Messenger RNA from Cutaneotrichosporon cavernicola, 675 nucleotides. RefSeq lists its product as uncharacterized. Bases 1 to 675 code for a protein of 224 amino acids. The record is from RefSeq and is a predicted model, not a curated record. Lineage: Eukaryota; Fungi; Basidiomycota; Tremellomycetes; Trichosporonales; Trichosporonaceae. The transcript has a single exon.